Messenger RNA from Peronospora matthiolae, 678 nucleotides. NCBI's taxonomy places the organism in Eukaryota, Oomycota, Peronosporomycetes, Peronosporales, Peronosporaceae. The record is from the annotation of a GenBank genome assembly.
AUGAAUAUGUUGGAUGAUGAAGAUGACCAAAGCUUUCACGCUACGCGUGACGGCUACUCCCAUUUGAGCGAUGUCGAAUGGGAUGCGGUUGAACGAAUGGGUUCGACUAUGGGCAUCCAUGCUGUUAGCGUCAUGCUAGAGGCUCUUAAUAGAGAUGCCCAACAUGCUACUAUCGCCAAGUUCAUUCAAAAUGAACUUGACGCUGAACGCGAGAAAGUAGCCUUGCUUCACCAACAAGGUUCUCAACAAGCAGAGUUGUUGAGAGAACAGGGUUUUCAACAGUUUGAACUGUUGAGACAGCAGCAGGCUGCUGCUGGCGGGUCGAUGCACUCGCGUCGACCCGAGACUUUGAAGAUUGACAUCUCAAAGUAUAGGGGGGUCGAAGAAGACUCCCUCUUGAGAUGGUUCGUCGAAUUGGAUGACGCCAUAAGGGCGCGUCGCAUCGACGACGGGGAUAUGCAAGUUGCAUUUGCCCAGUCAAAUCUGGCAGGACGUGCCAAGACUUGGGCACUGGGGCUCAAGUUGCACGACCCAUAUGCGUUUGGGUCGUUGGAAGUCUUCAAGUCGCGGCUCAGACAAACGUUUGAACCGCCUAGAGCUGAGUUCAGAGCUCGAACCGAACUCUUGAAGCUCAAACAAGGUAAGCGUGAUGUGCACGCUUACGCACAACAUAUAUGA